Messenger RNA from Tetrahymena thermophila SB210, 333 nucleotides. RefSeq lists its product as hypothetical. The transcript has a single exon. The record is from RefSeq and is a predicted model, not a curated record. NCBI's taxonomy places the organism in Eukaryota, Ciliophora, Oligohymenophorea, Hymenostomatida, Tetrahymenidae.
AUGAAUUGUUUUACUGGAUUCAACUUAUACCAUGGACUAAUGAAAGACACUGCUCCAACAUUAGCUCUAAGUUCCUAUGUGGAAUUUCAGAUUAAGUUACUUGUAAUGCAAUCAUAGUUACCUAUUGGUUCUAUUGGUUGUAGAAAUAAAGUUAGUACCUCCUGUUCUAUUAGCGGCAACUAAGAUACUUAUAUAGAUAAAAAAAUUUCUGUGAUUAUACUGAAACUGGUGGUACUUGUGGUAGUGAAUUUACAAUCGGAGCGUUUAUGGGCCAGAGGGGGUAAAAAAAACCACUAUCUUGCCAAUCUUUUCAUCUCCAACUAUUUCACUUGA